Messenger RNA from Diaporthe batatas, 2190 nucleotides. RefSeq lists its product as uncharacterized. Bases 1 to 2190 code for a protein of 729 amino acids. The record is from RefSeq and is a predicted model, not a curated record. The transcript is spliced from 2 exons. NCBI's taxonomy places the organism in Eukaryota, Fungi, Ascomycota, Sordariomycetes, Diaporthales, Diaporthaceae.
AUGGCCACGCACUUCUCUCAUGAUCAGGGAUUCAGCGACUUCCCACACAACCACGGUACCUACGACUUCACGCACACGUGGUUCGACGCCCACGUUCUCGAACCCUCGGGUUUGUACCGAGUACCACGCCUUCAAUUGCACCGAAAUGUACACGCGCGUUUCGAACCUACCAAGCACGUGACAGCCUUCGACUUCCGCGACGAACCUGAUGAAAACUCGGACCAAGGUUCGUCAGAGGCAUGGCUCUCUGCCAUCAAGAGCGGAGACACCGUGCAACUCGUCCCACGGGCACAAUGGCAAGCUUGGGUCAACUGGGUGAUCGAAGGGCGUAUCGAGGUCUGGGUGGAGACUGUUGCUGCCAUGACUUCAGACCGGCCGGACCCGGACGAAAGGCUCUAUCGCCCACUGAAUAGAGACGAGCGUGAGAUCCGAGUCGUCGCCAUCGAGCCCGGGAAAGACGACACGCUAACGCAUCUCUCGCUGCGAUACACCUCUUUGUCAAGACCGGAGCGGCUCCACUUCAACGCGCUCUCUUACUGCUGGGGCGAAACGACGAACACGACGCUGGUGCCUCUAACAUCCCAUGUUGAUGACGAGCGUGUGUCCUCCCACAUUGCUGUAAACGACAACUUGCUCGCGGCCUUAAAACGCUUAAGACGUGAGGACGCUGCUUGUUUAGUCUGGAUCGACUUGAUUUGUGUCAAGCAGAGUGAUGUCGCAGAGAGGUCGCAGCAAGUCGCCAUGAUGAGCGACAUCUUUUCCUACGCGGACCACGUCUUCGUCUGGCUUGGAAUAACCCGAAAUGCCGCAAUGAGGGACCUAGCAGCCUUUAAGGAUAUUACGAGCAAGUAUCAAGACAAUCUUAACAACAACAAGGACGUUGACAAAUUCGUUGAAGGAAUGACCCGUCCCAUUGCCACACACCGAAUCGUCUCCGAUGGCAUUGCUUGGUAUCAUUUCGACAACACCAGGAUUUUCUCUCUUCCAUGGUUCCAUCGUGUCUGGGUUCUGCAAGAAGUCUGGAGCACAAAGUACGGUGCAACGAUCAAGAACAUUUCGAAGAGAGUGUCAGUCCUUUGCGGGCCAGAGGAACUGCCGUGGGCUGCCUUCAUCCAGGCCAAUCACUGCAUCAACACUUACUAUGGAAGGACAGACACGGCGGCCAAUAUGAUGCCGGGGAUUUGGAAGACGCUCUUCCAUGCACCCCGCCACACAAGUCCAUUCCACGUCACGCCGAAGCAACAACUGAAUAUACUCGACGUAGCCAUUGACGGGCUCGACAUGCGCGCCACAGAUGCCAGGGACAAACUAUUCGCACUUUUAGUAUUCGGCAACGAGACGCACAACCUGUCUUACCUUCCACCUCUCGUUCGCCCAGAUUACUCUAAACCUGUCGUCAAGGUGUACGCAGACUUCACGAGGUGGUGGAUCGACCGCACCCGGUCCCUUCGGAUCUUAUCGACAGCUCAAAUACAGGCGGGCCGGACCUGGCUGGACAUGAGCAAUUCAUCUCACGGGGCACACGACCGGCCCGGUCUCUCCGAGCGACCCUCGUGGAGCUUCUGGUUCGAAGGGCGCAGCUCCUGGAAGCAGAGCCUCUUGGGGCUCGACGAGCGCGCUUCUUACAACGCAAGUGCUGGACGUGACCUGGACGCGAGUCUGCUGGAAGAGCACGACAGCGGGGCCGACUCACACAAGUUGGCCCUGCGAGGCCUCCGCCUUGGUCGGAUUUCUUCCCGGUCGUAUUAUCCUCUACUUCGCGACCCAGUGGUGUCCCCAGAGAUGCGGAGGGCGUAUCUACACAUAACCAACGUGGAAACCAGCUGGUCGAGUUCGCAAUCUGAACCUGAUGCUAGUCAUAACGGUAUUAUUGACCAUUAUAGGGCGCAUUAUAACGGCCCUUCUAUUGGCUCUGAAAGGAUAACGGAUUAUUUGCCUUGUCAUGGGAAGUGCAUGUUUACCACCGAAGAUGGCCUCACAGGUUUAUGCCCAGCUGGUGCUGAGAUUGGGGAUAUAGUGGUGGUUCUGUAUGGCGCAUUUGUGCCUUCCUUGUUACGACCGAAGCUGUCCUCUGGGGAACAUUGCUUCGUGGGCGAAUGCUACGUGGAUGGCUUCAUGCAGGGAGAAUGUUUUACUAGGAACAUUGGUGCUGGACGGGCCGCCGAAUCAGAGAUCUUCCUCUUGGUAUAG